CUUUAUUUUUUGUUCGUGCAAUGCAUUUCGUUUUAAAUAUCGACAGAACUUUAAAGUUUUUUGACUAAUUGCUAUGCUUUAUAGUUGCAAUAUAUUUAAAAAUUGUUGGGUGCAUAUUAAUUAAUUUGGAAACAUCAUGAUGGAGCAAGACGAUGAGAUAAAAUCUGGUUGUUUAUUAUUUCCUCCAGCCGGAGGAAACAUGUUCAGUAAAUUUCCUAAGAAGAAAAAUUGGCAACAAAAACACUGUAUACUCUACAAUGCCAGUAAACAAGGCAUUGAAAGAUUGGAAAUAUAUGACAAUAAAGAAGAUGUUACAACUGGAUCCAUUCCUAAGAUAAUAACUCUUGAAAAUUGCAUAAAAAUAACACAUUCUAGUCCAAAUACUAUUACUAUAUUAAGUAAGUCAAAUACUCAACAAAUUAGUGCCCAGUCAGAAAUGGAGACUUUAGAAUGGGUCUCUGCUUUACAGUCAGUGGCCUUUAAAAAUUCAGAUUCUAUACCAAUCAGUUGUGAUGAAGAUAAUGAUCUAUACUGUUCAUCAGGUGAAGGAGUAUUCUCCGUAAAGAUGUGUUCAUCUGAAGCUUCAAUAAGAUGUGGGUUAGAGCCAAUUAGAUAUCUCUUACUUCUUACUUCAACUGCAAUAGAUCUUAGGGAUGUAAAUGACAAUAAAUUAUAUGCUACUUGGCCGUAUAGGUACAUUAGAAGGUAUGGUUACAGACAGGGUAAGUUUACGUUUGAAGCUGGAAGAAAAUGUGAUACCGGAGAAGGUAUUUUCCAUUUAGAACAUCCUAAUCAAUCAGAAAUUUUUAAAUGUUUGUCACUAAAAAUGAAGACAAUGAAACAAUCAAUUGGUACUGACAAUUUAAACAGUCCAGAACAUACAGAGUUUAAUAUACAACCAAGUGCCAACUUAUUUCCUGGUUCAAGAAGUCCAUUAGUUGCUGCAAGGCCAGAAGAAUUGAAUUUAAGCUCUUUAUCAUUUAAAACAAAUUCUGCAUCAAGUCAACAAUCUUCUACAUCUGAUACAGCACCUUUACUGAUGCCUAAGCCAGCUCUUAAGCCUAAACCGCAAAAGCCUCCGAGAAAGAUCAUAAACAUUCAUAAACCAAUCAAGGAUCCCUCAUCUUCAACUGAUGACAGUAUAGAUUUUGGUAGAUACAAAAAACUUGAAAAUUUCGAAACACUCGACCAAUCCAAGACCCAACUGCCAAUGGUACCUUAUGAUAAAGUCGAAGUGCGUAGCGAGGCUUGGAAAACAUUUGGUAUCGAUGAUCCAGAUCAUACCGAAUUUACACCUAAUUUGGCUGACAGUCCAAACUGCAUGAAACUUAUAUCAAGAUCACAAGAUAAUUUAAACAGUACAGGUCCUGAAUCUUCUCGUAUUAUUCUUUUACCACUAAGUCCAGAAGAUGAGAACUAUGACAGGCUUCAAUAUUUUGGCUCCACAAGCAAACUGAACAAAUCCUCGAGAUAUAAGAAGGUUGAAGCGCGUCCUACAACACUUGCUGUAAACGACUCGAAGAAUAAAGACACAUGGAAUGAUUACGAUGAAGUUGAGAAUGUUAUGCAGACAGCAAGAUUGGCUGAUGACUCUCAUUUGGGGUAUGGUAUGAUACGGAAACCGAACACUCCUGGACCUCAAGUACCUACAGCUGCCCAGGCUCAAGCCUUACAAAAUCAAGUUACUUUGGAAGACAUCAAUGGUAACUGCAACGGAGUAGAGUAUGCAGUUAUAAGCCGUCCUAAAAGGGUAUGAAAUUCAAUAUAAUUAAAUAACAUGAUUUUAUGAUAGAAGACUGAAAUUUUACACGAAAUUUAUAAUUUUAAGAGAGUGAAAUUAGGUAAAAUUGAUAUUGGCAUGUGAAAAAACUCUCAAAGUAUUAUGAAUUAACAUUUUGAAUUAAGUUUAUUUCUAGGUGUAAUUGAAAAUCAUGAUUUUUAUACUAACAAUCUUAGGUCUAAUUUCUUUUUAUCAAUUGUAACCAUUUUAUAAACAUUAACAUUUCUUUAUAAAAGUUUUAAAUGUUGUGUUCUUAAGCAUUCCGUAGACAAGUUGAUUGCUUGUUGAUCUAAUUACGAUUCAGUAGUGUGUUUUGCUAUGUGGUUUGUAACAGUCUCAAAGUUUGACUAGUGCUUCAUGUUUUUAUCUCUUCUCUGUUAAUGUUUUAUAAGAAUGGAGGUUGACAUAUCUAAACAAAUCUCAUUGGAGGCGCAAAUUUCUGAAUUUACUAGAAAACAACAUAAUUGCUUUUUUCCUUAGUCAUCAACUUGAUUAAAUCGUGUAUUUCUAGUAAGAAUAUUGUUAUCCUUUUUAAACUACUUCAAAGAAAUGAGAUAAUAAUGUUUUUGUAGUAUUCAUUGAGUGUGGAAAUUCACAAUCUCAGUCAUAUUAGUCUUCGAGCACUUUUUUUUAUAAUAGUUAUAAAAAUAUAGAUUUUGAUGGAUAAUUUCAUACAACACUGAGAAAAUUUAUCAUAAAAACGGACUUAAGGUAGACCAUUUGUUUCUUACUUUUGUGCUCAAGGAUCUAUGUUAUUUAAGUAAACAAAAACUGAUUUUUAUAUGUUUCAUAACCAAUAGUGUUAUAAUGUGCCAUUUUUUUGGGGGUACAUUAUUGAACAAUCGUUCAAGUUGUAGGUGCUUCAUAUAAUAAUGAAAAGUAGAAUUAGAAUAUAUUAAAAGUUAUUUUGUUUAAUUUUUUACGUGUGUUUCAUGUUUAAUACAUUUAGGUUAUAAAUAUCUUCCAUUUUAACCAUUCCAUUGUAGAUGAAUUUGAAUAGUAUUAUUUUUUUUUUAUAUAAAACAGUAAUUUUUGACUAUAUUAUAUAUUCUCUUUGCAUGAUAAAGUUUAGAAAAUAUAUCACAUUCCAUUUUAUUAUUCAGUUUUUUAUAAGUGAUGGCACAAUUUUAAUCAAAGCAUAUCACCGUCUCAAAGGACGGCUACGUAUCUAUCUGCGGUUCCUCUGGUAUUUCAGAUGAAUACAUCUUUGUUCCAGCUGCUCGUUUACCCCCUUAUCUUAUAAAAACAUCUAAAUAUUCCAAGCUGUAGUUUUCUGUUUUAAGUAUAUUUUUUGAUAAGAAAAAUUUAAACACAAAGUAUGUUUAGUAAUUUUCAAAAUAUAUCCAACUGUGAUUACGCAGUGCCUAAUAUUUUUUUCAAUGUUGAUUACAUAAUUUAAGCAUAUAAUUGUUAUGUGAGAAUUGGUAUAUAAAUGUGUGAAACAAUAAACAUUGAUAACAUUUUAUUUUAGUUACCAAUUAGAUUUAAAUAGCUUUUUAAAGCUGGCUGUUAUAAAUGCAUCAAUUCACACAUAACAAUGAAAUAUUUUAAUGAUUCUGGUGCCAAUACAACAGUACAAUAGUUUAAGAUCAUGUUAUGACAUAAUUAAACUCAUUAUAUAUUAUAUAAUCAAGUUGGUAUUACAAUAAAGGACAUAUUGUUCUAAUUUUUUUGAUGAGUUCAUUAAAUUUUUUUAACAAAAGUGACAAAACAAUAUAGGGUUAGUUUUAAAUGUUUUUAUUCAAAACUUUAAAUAGAAUGACGUAAGUGAAGAAAUCACUUGAUAUUUUUUUCUACCAUUAUGAUAGUGUCAUGGACCAUAGUAAAUUAUCCUUUGUAAGGUUGAAUAAACAUGUUCUACCUUGUCACAAGUUUCUAUUCAGGAUUUUUAAAUUAAAUCUUGAAUCUAGAUAAUUUUACCCAUAUGCAAUUUGAAGUUAAAAGUUUUUUUUAGGUGAAAAAUGAAGAGCUGUGUCCUUUAUGUUACUAAAUAUGAUAUGUUUCUAUAAUUAGAAGUAUGUAUUAUGUUUAUUAUCCUUUCUGUUUAAUUGCGAAAUACAUAUUUUUUACAUUUGUAUUUUAGGUCAGCCAUGUUAUGAAAUAAAGUCAUUUAAUCAA
Papilio xuthus (Asian swallowtail) is the source of this 3898-nucleotide messenger RNA. RefSeq names its product docking protein homolog (gene Dok). NCBI's taxonomy places the organism in Eukaryota, Metazoa, Arthropoda, Insecta, Lepidoptera, Papilionidae. Gene Ontology annotation, biological process: positive regulation of MAPK cascade; Ras protein signal transduction; cell surface receptor protein tyrosine kinase signaling pathway. The coding region runs from base 137 to 1756 and encodes 539 amino acids. The record is from RefSeq and is a predicted model, not a curated record. Gene Ontology annotation, cellular component: cytoplasm. The transcript is spliced from 2 exons.